GACGUGGAAAUGUCAAAACCAAUACACUGUUAACCUCAAAAACAUCUGUCAUGUUUCGUUGAAAAAAAACAACAUAAAAAAUAAGUGAAAUUUUGCCAAACAAAGUGAAAUAUUUAAGAAACAAUUAACCAAAAAUCAACUAUAAUUUUUCUCCAAAAUGUCAACAAUACGUGAAAAACAGAUAAACGCCCUCAAGCAAAUGUUGAAUUUAAAUGGACAGGACAAUAAAACCGAUGUGCCAAUUUGGAAAGUUUUAAUAUACGAUCGUGUCGGUCAGGAUAUUAUUUCCCCUUUAUUAUCAGUGAAGGAACUUCGCGAACUCGGUAUAACAUUACACAUGCAAUUACACUCGGAUCGCGAAUCAAUUCCCGAAGUCCCGGCAAUUUAUUUCUGUGCCCCGUCCGAUGAAAAUCUCUGUCGUAUCGGUCAGGAUUUACAAAAUAAUCUCUACGAUAUUUAUCAUUUAAAUUUCAUAUCGCCAAUAUCGCGGCAAAAAAUGGAAGAUUUAGCCCUCGCUGCAGUGCAAAGCGGUGCCGUCGCCAAUAUACAAAAGGUAUUCGAUCAGUAUUUAAAUUUCAUAACCCUCGAGGAGGAUUUCUUCGUCCUUCGUCAUCAGAAUAGUGACGAUAUUUCAUAUCACGCGUUAAAUCGUGGCGAAAUAAAAGAUACGGAAAUGGAAUUUAUCAUUGAUACAAUUGUCGAUGGAUUGUUUUCGGUUUUCGUGACAUUGGGUACAGUUCCUGUGAUUCGUUGCCCGAAGGGAAAUGCAGCGGAGAUGGUGUCGAAAAAAUUGGAUAAGAAACUACGGGAAAAUGUUUGGAAUUCGAGAAAUAGUUUAUUUCAAUCGGAGGGUUUUAAAUCCGAGCCAAUGAGUUUUCAACGACCUUUGCUAAUUGUUUUGGAUAGAAACAGUGAUAUUGCGACGCCAUUCCAUCACACGUGGACUUAUCAGGCUUUGGCUCACGAUGUUUUAGAGUUGUCGUUGAAUCGACUUGUUAUCGAGGAAAAUACGGGAAGAUCGCCAGCCGGUAGUGUUCGUUCGAAGCCAAGAAUUUGUGAAUUAAACAAUUCGGAUCGUUUCUGGUCGCAGCAUAAAGGAAGUCCUUUUCCUAGAGUCGCAGAAGCUAUUCAGGAAGAAUUGGAACAAUAUCGUGUUUUUGAGCACGAGGUCAAGGAUCUAAAGAGUUCAAUGGGUGUUGAUGACGAAGCAGAAGCGGAAGGCCUCUUCAUCUCCAACAACACGGCUCGCUUGACGAAUGCAGUGAAUUCCCUCCCCCAACUUAUGGAACUAAAACGAUUAAUCGACAUGCAUACAUCAAUAGCAACUGGAAUUCUAAACUCCAUAAAAUCCCGAAGACUAGACACUUAUUUCGAAAUCGAGGAAAAAAUAAUGAGCAAACAAACCCUCGACUCCGGAAUUCUCGACAUCAUCAACGAUCCAGAGUGCGGUUUACCAGAAGACAAACUAAGAUUAUUCAUCAUCUAUUACCUCCUCACGAAUAUUUCCGAUCUUGACUACAAUAAAUUCGAAGCUGCCCUCACCAACGCCGGUUGUGAUCUAAAUCCCUUGCUAUACAUCCGCAGAUGGAGGAAUUUCAUGAAAAUUUCCGGUUAUCAGAAUAAUUACGAAGGCGGCGGUACGAAGACAGUGAGUAUGUUCUCAAAGCUAAUGAACCAAGGAUCCUCGUUCGUCAUGGAGGGCGUCAAGAAUCUGGUCGUGAAAAAACAUAAUUUACCAUUCACGAGAAUUGUCGACGAAUUGAUUGAAAUGAGACAGACGACGCAAACAAACGAUUAUUGUUAUCUUGAUCCGAAACAAGUGAAAAUUGUGGAACAGGCGCCGAAGACAAAAACAGAAUUUCAUGAAGCUAUUGUUUUUGUCGUUGGCGGUGGUAAUUAUAUUGAAUAUCAAAAUCUCAUGGAUUAUGUGAAACAAAAAACAAGUGGGGGUAUGAAUAAGAAAAUUAUUUAUGGUUCGACGACACUUAUUAAUGCGAAACAAUUUCUGGAGCAACUUUCUUUAUUGAGUCAAGAUGCUCAAUAGUUGGGAAAAGAAAAAUUAUUAAAUUAAAAGAAAAAUUAUAUUCACAAUUCUAUAUAGAUAAUAAAAAAAAGAAAGACUUUUUAGUAUUAGAGAAAAGCAUUUUCUUGUAAAAUAUGAGAGAGGGAGGGAUGUUUGUAAGUAAUUUGUAAACUCGUUUUCAAAAUAAAAUGUAUAAAGAUUAUAUUUUA
Leptopilina heterotoma is the source of this 2232-nucleotide messenger RNA. RefSeq names its product protein sly1 homolog (gene Slh). Gene Ontology annotation, molecular function: syntaxin binding. Gene Ontology annotation, cellular component: Golgi membrane; cytosol. The transcript has a single exon. The coding region runs from base 158 to 2044 and encodes 628 amino acids. NCBI's taxonomy places the organism in Eukaryota, Metazoa, Arthropoda, Insecta, Hymenoptera, Figitidae. The record is from RefSeq and is a predicted model, not a curated record. Gene Ontology annotation, biological process: intracellular protein transport; endoplasmic reticulum to Golgi vesicle-mediated transport.